UAGCGUAUACGUAUCUCACAUCUACAUUAGAAAAUGAUGUAAAUACUGACUACUCUGAGCGCUGAAACUGCGGACUCAUGGAAGCGUUGUAACUGCGAAGAGCCAAAAGUUUCCCAGAGUGACCGCGACAUUAGCCGAGUAGUCUUCGCCCUCUUGUGGCAUGGCUGAUGUACGAUGUUUCGGUGUUACAAGAAUAUAUGUAUUCUGUUCUAUUCCUUGUAAAAUACAUUAUUCUUGUUCGCUGGCAAGGUCACACGGAAAAUUUCGUACACAUUGCAGUUUUAACUAGUAUAUGUAAAGUAUGUACAUUGAGGACGACAGGAAGUUGUGAGGGUGUGAAUAGGCCUUCAUAUCUCCGUUUUCAUCCAAAACGUUAUAAAAAACGAAAUACAUUUCACAGAACGUGAUCGCUACACCAUUUUUCCAGAAAUUUUAUCACCUCAUUUGAUUUUUUUAAAAACCGGACGCUCCCCUUCCCCUCUCUGGCUGCUUCUCGACAGGAUACACUUUCCUCCACACGCCGUCUACUGCUCAGUUUUCAGUGGACCGCCUGUGUUUGCAGAUGCGUUAAGGGAUUCCACCGACAGACACACGGAUGUGCUUUCUUAGAAUAUAGGGAAACGAAGCUUUAUGGCCCUGUUUUGCCUCAUAAGUCAUACUGUCAGAAAAUAAAUAAAUGAAAAACGCGGGAAAGGCUAAUUGUGGCAGACCUCUUUAAAGUAAACAAAAUGGUGUGCAUGUAUAGUUUUCCAUAGAGAUUUAGAAGCUUCAGCGCGGAGAUGCAGCCUUCCCCUCCAUCGCGACCCGCUGCCUUACAGACGCAUUCAAAUCACGUUUCUCAAAAUGGCAGCAACUUGACAUUCACAGAGCAGGAUCGAUGCUUGCUACGGCUGCAGAAGAUAAUGAAGCGUGAUGCGAGAGACGUUUUGCACUAUGUCUUCCUCCUGGGUACUCGGGAUCGGGACGUCACUAAGCCCCUGGACAGUUACUUGUUCAGUCUCGGCUUCACUGUGCAUCAACUGAGAGCCAGAUUCAACAAGUCGCAGCGAGAAAAAUUUCUUUCGGACUACGAUGGACACAGCUAUGACGUCAGCCUCCUUUGGACUUGCAUCAUGCUCACUUGCUUCCGCCACGAUCCGAAGCUGUUCUGGGUCACGUCGUAUUUGGAAAGUCUCAUCUCAGCUAUCAAGAAUUUUAGGAAUACGAUGAUGCAUGACGGGUUCACGGGCAGCCAGACGGAUUUCAUGCAGGAAAUGGAAAAGAUUCGGAAGACGUUGAUCGAAAUUCUUACGACAGCGGGGGAGGUUUAUGGCGUUGAUGACCAAACCAUAAGUCAAAAGGUCCAGAAUCUGAACUUGAGCAUUAAUAAGGUAAGGGACGAUUCGUUUGAUAGUUGGGAUAUAACAAGUUACCAGAAUGAAAACCUCUUUAGUCUCAAGCUGGAGAUGAUUCUCUCAGAUGGUGUUCAAGAACUAAGGUCUCUCUACUCGCAGUGGUCCUGUGUCACUCCUGUUACGUUUUUAUUCGAUGACAUGCAGCUGAAAGUCGAUGCGAUUUAUACCUCUCUCAGUAUUGUAAAAGGAGGUCCUGAGGGAUGCAACCAGGAAAUCAAUUAUGAAGAUAUAAUCCAGUAUGCACAAACCUCAAACACACAGACAAGUUUAAGCAACGUUGCUCAAAUAAUUCUUCUUGAAGGAGUUUCUGGGUCUGGAAAGAGUACCCUGGCGAAGGUCCUGAUGUCGCAAUGGAUCGCGAAGAAGAGCGCAGUCAAGGGCCUGGCCGACUUCGACUUACUGAUUUAUGUGGAAUGCCGGAACUCUUCCUUGACCACUUUCUCGCACUACCUCUCUUCCCUCAUGCCCAAGACGGCGAGCAGUUUCAUGCUGGACGACCUGCUCAAAUGUGUCUUGAAUCUCCGACUACUCAUGAUUGUUGAUGGUCUGGAUGAACUUAAUGAAAAUUCGUCAUCGUUUCUUGCAGAAAUCUUGCAACUUAAGAGGACUGUAGACAUUACAAUUUUCUGUACAACUCGACCAGAAAAAGUGAAACAGUUUUGGAAAUUGGUUCCCGAGGGAUUUCAGGUUACCUCUCUUGUGAUUAUGGGUGUUCCUGAAAGCAGAAGGAUAGACUUUGUGCUUAAAUACUACAAUGAAAUGAAGAAAACCCACACUAUCCACAACACAGAAGGCCUAACAAGGUUUCUAACAUCAUCGAGCCUCAGAGACCACUGGAGAUUGCCACUUAAUUUGAUGCUCGUGGCUAUGCUGUGGGCAAAGUCGUCUGGUUCGAAGGAAGACAGUCUUUCAACAACUACUAAACUAUACAUUGAAUUUCAGCGCAUAACAAAGGAGAAGCUCAUAUGUAGAAUCAAAGGGAAUGAGAAGACCCGGCAUCUAGAAAACCUAGAAGAGAAGCUAGAGAAAUUUCUUAGCACCUUGUACUGGGAAGCACUUCGUAGCCUCGGGCAUGAUGACAUAUUCUUACCAGACGAGUCGACAAGCAGGCUCCGUGAUGCAUGUAUUUCAGUCGGUUUGCCCUGUGAAGAAGUUUUUGGUGCAUUUUUUAUGCAGAUGAACACAUGGACUUCAAGUGGACCUCACACACGCACCAGUUUCUUCCAUAAGGGGAUGCAGGACUUCUAUGCUGCAUUAUUCAUCUUGAAGAAACUAAAUAAUGAAAUGACAAAUGUCUCAGCCUUAAUUCAAGGAUUCCAGAAUGUCAUGGCUUUACAUAAUAUUCAAGACGAUGUUCGUCAAGAAAUCACAAAAACUGUGUCAGAUAUAUUUACAAAAUAUACGACGUUACCCAGUACAUCUCCCUCAUCAAGAAACACAAAUAUGGGAUAUUCUAAUGGCAAAUGCAAUUAUGUGAACUGUAGUAGCAUUUCAUUCUCAGAAUCACCUGUCAAUGAAAUUUCCCUUAAGCUAGAUAAAGACAAAGACUGUAGUGCAAAAGAGAAAAAUCAAGAGAGCACAUAUGCCCAUUUUGACGAUAACGUGGCAGGGGUGACAACUAACACGGUUGGGGACUCUGUAGAGAAUCUUUACAAGGAAAGUACAGUAAGUAAGGAAUAUACCGAGCCUGCUUCUGAGAAGAAGGCUAUUCGUAGUAAAAAGCAAGGAGAACGAAAUAUAAAAACUUUAAUUGCAUCAAAAACUUUAUGCUUAAAAGCUAUCAUGACGUUCACAUCUUACAUGCCAACGGCAGCUUCAACAUCUGAGGUGAAGAGAGAUUCUGCGACGCAAAGGACAAUGGACACUUCAACACCACGUUGCUGGAGCAUUGCAAGGACUUUAGAAGAAUUAAGCCAAGGCAAAAUUAAAUACUGUACUAUGAAUAAAUAUCAGAAUAUGCUGUUGCACCUAGGUGGGUUACUACACAACACUUCAGGGAAGUUGGAGAGGGAAAUAGCAGAGGAACUUGUCACCAUGUUAGUUAAGAGUAACUUGCAAAGCAGGAGGCAGUGGAUCGAUUUGUUGUCAGAGGUGGAGUGCGAUGAUGAAACUACUUGUGCUGUGGUCCGACACGUGCCUACACUUGUUAAUGGUCUGGUGGAGGUGGAAGACACGACUGUUGAUGUCUAUGCUGCUUUGCUUCGGCUGGGUUGCCCAUCUGCAGUGAAGAUACGAAUCAAAGGGGACGCCGAGAAAAUCCCUCGCUUACACAAUUUACUAAAAGUCUUGGCAAAUGAAAGGACUCCUUUGAUGCUAUAUUUCUGGAAAGAUUUUCAACAUGCCAGGCACUGUCAAUAUCACAAUGACAUGGCACACGAUGUUUUCAGUCGAUGUCAUGUGACAAAAUUUUCCGGUUGCUUGGAUCGUCGCACAGCUACUUGCCUUCCCAACACACUCGAGGGCCUCUCGCUGGCCAUCGUGGACGACCAGCACUACAAGGAACUGACUCCAGUCUUCACGGGACUCCUCUCGGCUGCGCCUCGACUCUGCUUCCUGUGGUUGCACAUUACUACUAGUACUGAUUUCUCCAUUCUGCAACCGCUGCCACAUAUACGGGACAGCCUUCGCCUCUACCUGAGCCAUGUGGGGGACAGUGACAUCAAAUGGGUUGCCAAGACAUGCCUGGCCCUCAAACCUCCCUCUAAGGAAUAUACCAAUCUGAGAUUCCCUCGGAGUGACCUCACUACAAAGGGCUGCAGGAAGCUAGUUCAAGCUCUGAAGAAAGCACAGGUGAGACUGGCCUUCGGAGGGGUAUGGGUGUCCUCGGCCAAAAUUCUGCAUGAAGAGGAGGAGGACGUGGAGCGCAGUCUGAAGACGACUUGCAAAGAUAUCCUGGGCUGCAAUUUCCGCCUGACAACCGAGGAUGAGAUAUGGUCCAGCUAGUGAUAAUAAGAAUACAUGGAGAUAUUUUAUCAACACACACACACACACACACACACACACACACACACACACACACACAUAUAUAUAUACAUAUAUAUAUAUAUAUAUAUAUAUAUAUAUAUAUAUAUAAUUAUAUAUAUUGUAUAUGUCGGGUUCAUAUUUUUAAUUUUCUGCCGCCAACAUUACGACACACACACACACAUAAAAGAAAUCUAAUAUUGUGAAAUUAGAAAUUAAUGUUGUCACCUCUGAAUCUGAUUAAUCCUCUAUAUGAACAAUCAAUUAGUAGCAGUGCCACCAUUUGGAUUUUGUUUUAAAAUAAAGGAGGUACUCCGAAAACCCCCCUCUCUAUUUCAUUAUGGUAUCAGUUUGGUAACUGGCACGGCAGUCUAGGCAAAUGUGGGGUGGCUGGUUCUUCUCAGUGGUUGGUGAUAUCAAUUAAGUAUGGUCUAGAUAAAGAAUGCUCCUGCAAAAUAAGUGGUCAUGAAAUCAAAUUGAAACUUUUCAUACUGGAGGACAGAAAAAAAUUAAUACAAUUCCAAAAUCAUAUCUUAGCCUAAGUAUGUUAGAUACGAAAAAUAUCAAUUGUACUCUGUAUAAAAGAAUAUAUAUAACAUUUUAGAAAGACACCGGUUACUGGUUAACACAGUUGUUUGGCUGCUUAGGGACAAUAUAUAACAUUCCCUGCCCUUGCACUAUUAUUUCACACUUCCCGGACAUGCUACUACUACUAUUGAGGUUUAAUUUCUUUGCCUCUUUUGUCUUGAUAGACAUUCACCUGUAAGCGACAUCUUGAGGCCAAACGCAGGUAUCGUAGGGUGAUUACCUGGCAUCCCUUGCCAGUUUUCAGAUGCCGCUGCAAUCUUAUGACUGCGCCAGUGAGGUUUUCGGCCAGCGCAAACAUUUCUGGCAGGCCAUGUUCCUUUCUGGAUGCUGUCCUGGUUCAGGAGGUAGCCUGUCCUGCACUGGACCUGCCCUAUGACUACCAGCAUUGGUUCCUCCUCAAGGUUGAGUAGUGUCUUGUCCCGCCUGGCUCCUUGUGGUCCCUGUUGACUCUACUAGUUUCCGUCCUCACUUGGUCUGUUGUCCCUCGCCCCUCUCCUGUUGUUACUCAUUUCUGCCCCAAAAACCUCUACCUCAAACCAAAGUGCACUGGUGCUUUACCAUGAAUUUUAAAAGUACUUGCUGAUCAGCAUAAGAUAUCAGAGACCAUACUUAAAAACUCAAAAUAUCUCUUCUGAUUAGUAAGACCAAGCCAACACUGCUGCCAACCAAAUGUCAGGUUCAUAUUUUAAAAUUUUUGCCGCUAACAUUAUGACUCGCAAAAAGAAAGAAAAAUAAAAUGUAAUAUUGUGAAA
Messenger RNA from Penaeus vannamei (Pacific white shrimp), 5695 nucleotides. RefSeq lists its product as uncharacterized. The record is from RefSeq and is a predicted model, not a curated record. Lineage: Eukaryota; Metazoa; Arthropoda; Malacostraca; Decapoda; Penaeidae.